GGCGGAGACUGCGGGCUGGCGGGCGGUGCCGGGAGCGCGGGGGUGGCGGUCCUGGGGCGAGCAUGUAGCGGCCGCUGGUGGCGGGGCUCCCGGGGCGGGCCGCGGGGGCCGCACGCGGCGACAUGGAGGAGGAGGGCAAGAAGGGCAAGAAGCCUGGAAUUGUGUCGCCAUUUAAACGAGUAUUCCUAAAAGGUGAAAAGAGUAGAGAUAAGAAAGCCCAUGAGAAGGUGACAGAGAGGCGCCCUCUGCACACUGUGGUGCUGUCAUUGCCUGAGCGCGUCGAGCCAGACAGACUGCUGAGCGACUAUAUUGAGAAGGAGGUGAAGUAUUUAGGUCAGUUAACGUCUAUACCAGGAUACCUGAAUCCCUCCAGUAGGACUGAAAUCCUGCAUUUCAUAGACAAUGCAAAGCGAGCCCACCUUCUUCCUGGACACCUGACCCAGGAACAUGAUGCUGUGCUCAGCCUAUCUGCCUACAAUGUCAAGCUGGCCUGGAGGGACGGGGAGGACAUCAUCCUCAGGGUGCCCAUCCAUGACAUUGCUGCUGUCUCCUAUGUCCGAGAUGAUGCUGCACACCUGGUGGUCCUAAAGACAGCCCAGGAUCCAGGUAUCUCCCCCAGCCAGAGUCUGUGUGCGGAAAGUUCCAGAGGCCUCAGUGCAGGUUCCCUGUCGGAGAGUGCAGUGGGGCCAGUGGAAGCGUGCUGCCUGGUCAUCCUGGCUGCAGAGAGCAAGGUUGCCGCCGAAGAGCUAUGCUCCCUGCUUGGCCAGGUCUUCCAGAUUGUUUACACGGAGUCCACCAUCGACUUUCUGGACCGAGCAAUAUUUGAUGGGGCCUCUACACCCACCCACCACCUAUCCCUGCACAGCGAUGACUCUUCUACAAAAGUGGAUAUUAAGGAAACCUAUGAUGCAGAAGCCAGCACCUUCUGCUUCCCUGACUCUGUGGAUGCUAGUGGCCUGCCGCCCUUGUCCUUCUGCAUGCAGGCAUCACCCCAUGGCAAGACUGUCAGCGAGAGUGAGUUGAGCACCAGUGCCACAGAGCUGCUGCAGGACUACAUGCUGACGCUGCGUACCAAGCUGUCAUCACAGGAGAUCCAGCAGUUUGCUGCGCUGCUGCACGAGUACCGUAAUGGAGCCUCCAUCCAUGAGUUCUGUAUCAGCCUACGACAACUCUAUGGAGACAGUCGCAAGUUCCUGCUGCUUGGUCUGAGGCCCUUCAUUCCAGAGAAGGACAGCCAGCACUUUGAGAACUUUCUGGAGACCAUAGGUGUAAAGGACGGCCGUGGCAUCAUCACUGACAGCUUUGGCAGGCACCGGCGGGCCCUGAGCACCACAUCCACCUCUACUACCAAUGGGAACAGGGCCACAGGCAGCCCUGAUGACUGGUCAGCACCCUCAGAGGGGGACGAAUGGGACCGCAUGAUCUCAGACAUCAGUAGUGACAUCGAGGCGUUGGGCUGCAGCAUGGACCAGGAUUCAGUGUGAUGGGCAGUGGAGCGUCCAUCCCUUCCAUCCCAGGCCUCCCUGGGAGCUGACCUGAGCGUCAGCCCUUCCUGCUGGGGAGGGGCUGCAGGAACAGGUGGCCCUGAGCGGCCAGGUCCUCUACUGUGAAAGAGCAUGUAGCUGCCACAGGAUGUGCCCUGAUCCAGGGCAGAAGGCUCUGUGCCUCGUCCUCUGGGGCUCAGCCAUACCCUGCACCUCCUGCUCUGGGAGGGCCAAGCCAAGCUGGCAAGGAGAGCCAGUCCUGAUGGCCUGGCCCUGGACAGCUGUCAAUUUUGCACAUGAUGUUCCUGUUGUUAACUCUCAGAGACCUUAAAAAAUGUUUACUGCAAUGUGAAUAAUUUAAUCUCUGGUUACCAAACAUGUUUCUGAUCC
Molecule: messenger RNA, 1874 nt
Organism: Sciurus carolinensis (gray squirrel)
Lineage: Eukaryota; Metazoa; Chordata; Mammalia; Rodentia; Sciuridae
Gene: Ccm2
Product: CCM2 scaffold protein
Exons: 10
Coding region: 123-1484 (453 amino acids)
Biological process (GO): heart development; vasculogenesis
Source: RefSeq, a predicted model, not a curated record